Molecule: messenger RNA, 1543 nt
Organism: Cucumis melo (muskmelon)
Lineage: Eukaryota; Viridiplantae; Streptophyta; Magnoliopsida; Cucurbitales; Cucurbitaceae
Product: 2-oxoglutarate-Fe(II) type oxidoreductase hxnY
Exons: 12
Coding region: 208-1215 (335 amino acids)
Source: RefSeq, a predicted model, not a curated record
AAUAAUAAUAAUAACACAAAAAUGAAUGAAUAAAUAAGUGGCCAUAUAAAUUAAAUUGAUUGCUCAUCGUUCAUCAUUAACUUGCCAUCUUCGCAAGUGCCACUCUCUAUAUUCAUAAUCAAGUGAAAUUGCUCUCAUCAAUUGCCAAUACCAGCGGCUACAAAUUUCGAGCUAUCUAUCAUUUUGUUAUCAAGUUUCUCGGCGGCUAUGGAAAAUCUGACAGAAAGCGCUCCGAAUCCAGAAUUCUUAGCUCUCAACUGUAUCGACCUUUCGAGUUCAGAUGUUAAUUUAUCGGUUUCGUUACUCAAACAGGCCUGUUUAGAUACCGGAUUCUUUUACAUUGUGAAUCAUGGAAUAACGGAGGAAUUCAUGGAUGAGGUUUUUGCUCAGAGCAAAAGGCUUUUCGAUUUGCCACUGAGUGAUAAAAUGAAGCUUCUGAGAAACGAGAAUCAUAGAGGCUACACUCCUAUUCUCGAUGAAUUGCUUGAUCCUGAAAAUCAAAUUCGAGUAGGAGAUUACAAAGAGGGGUAUUAUAUAGGAAUUGAGGGAAAAAAUCCUGGAGAUGAUUCAGAUGGAGAAAGGCAAUUUUAUGGUCCAAAUGUAUUGCCUGCAGAAGAUUUGUUACCUGGUUGGAGCAAGAUCAUGAAGAAGUUUCAUACACAAGCACUAGAGGUUGCAAGAGUAGUUGCAAGGCUCAUUGCUAUUGCACUUGGUCUUGAGAAAGAUUUUUUUGACAAGCCCGAAAUGCUCGGCGAGCCUAUUGCAAUCUUGCGCUUGUUACACUAUGAAGGCCAGAUUUCUGACCCUGCAAAAGGAAUAUUUGGAGCUGGAGCUCAUACAGACUAUGGUUUAAUCACACUAUUGGCGACAGAUGAGAACCUUGGUCUCCAAAUUUGCAAGGAUAAAGAUGCUAAACCUCAAAUAUGGAAAUAUGUAGCACCACUCAAAGGAGCUUUUGUGGUGAACCUUGGAGACAUGCUUGAGCGCUGGAGCAACUGCAUAUUCAAGUCCACAUUACAUAGAGUUCUCAUUACUGGUCAAGAUAGAUACUCUAUUGCAUUUUUUGUGGAACCUAAUCCAGAUUGUCUUGUCGAAUGUUUGCCAACCUGCAAGUCAGACGAAAACCCUCCCAAGUUUCUUCCAAUUCGAUGUGGUACGUAUUUGAGCCAGCGUUACAAAGAUACUCAUGUUGAUCUAGAAACUUACAAAAAAUAAGCUUUGAUUUGAGCUUGAAAUUUGGGUAUUCGCCAUGCUAAAGGAGCAACAACGAUAUUUUCCAAUGGUUUGAGAAUAGUUUAAGGAUGGUGAUAGCAAUGAAGAUACUCACUUGAGCCUAAGUCUGGAAGGGGGCAGGCAGAAGGUGGGGAAUAUGGCUGAGGACUGAGGAAAAUUUUUUUGCCCAAAUUUUAGGUUGGAUUCACUCUCCCUAAAGCCGUAACCCUAACAUAGAAAGCAAGUAAUUUUAUGUUGUCUAAUGUUAAUAGAGCUUGUUGAGUUUAUUUAUUGCUCUAAUGAAAAAUUAGUUUGUAGUUAUAUGUUUGUC